CGACACUUCCUCCCCCUGUAUGGCGGGAAAUCGCCCGAAUGGGUCUAAGAUUGUCCAUGCUACGCAGUAAGCACGAGAUAUCUAUGAUCGCGACCGCUUGGGUGCCAUCCGAUGCAUGCAAGUGAGCUUUAUUAUAUGAAGGGUUCACUCCACCGCAAUGGAACCUGUUCUCCGAGCUACUCUGCUAACCUGACUCUGCUUUCCCUUCACGCGUCAAUUGGUUUUCCUCAUCUGACAACCCUACGAGGAAAGCGAUCAAGAUGUCGCGGUUUCCAAAGAUCACCAAUACCUACUUCAUGGCCAUUGUGGCCACGGUGGGAGGUAUGCUCUUCGGUUUCGAUAUCUCCUCCAUGUCGGCCAUCGUCAUUACCGAUCAGUAUAUCAACUACUUCAAUAACCCAUCUGGUCUUACUCAAGGCGCCAUUGGUUCUGCUCUUGCUGCUGGUUCUGUUGUUGGUAGUUUGAUGGCUGGUCCUAUAUCCGAUAAAUGGGGUCGGCGCGACAGUAUUAUGUUUGCUUGUUUCUGGUGGCUCAUCGGUACUGCGGUUCAGGUUUCGACCAACGGUGUUGGUUCCCUAAUCGCUGGUCGUGUCUUGAACGGUGUCUGCGUUGGUAUCACUUCUUCUCAAGUGCCUGUUUAUCUAGCCGAAAUUGCCAAACGAGAAUCUCGCGGUCGCAUUAUCAUCAUUCAGCAGCUUGCUAUUGAGUGGGGUAUCCUGAUCAUGUACUUCAUCGGUUACGGAUGCUCUAAAAUCGAGGGUACAGCUUCUUUCCGAACUGCUUGGGGAACACAAUUCAUCCCCUGUGUUCUGCUCAUGAUUGGUCUUCCCUUUCUCCCCAGGUCUCCUAGAUGGCUUGCCAAGGUCGGUCGCGAGGAAGAAGCAAUCCAGACCCUAGCAAAUAUUCAGGCUGGCGGUAACAAGGAUGAUCCCCUCGUUAUCGCCGAGUGGGAAGAAAUAUACACAGUCCUAGUCGCAGAACGUGAAUCUAUUAGGGGCUGGAAGAAGUUCUUCGUCAAUGGCAUGUGGAAACGAACUUUAGCUGGAAUGAGUGUACAGGCUUGGCAACAAUUGAGCGGUGCCAACGUCAUCGUAUACUACAUCGGAUAUGUCUUCCUAAUGGCCGACCUUCAAGGCGAUGUUAAUUUGGUUUCUUCUGGUAUUCAAUACGCACUCUUCAUCAUCUUCACUACCGUUAUGUUCUUCUUUAUCGAUCACACCGGCCGUCGAACGUUACUCGUAUUUGGCGCCAUCGGAAUGGCUGUAUGCCAUUUUGUCGUCGGUGGUCUCCUGGGAACCUAUAGCGUCGAUGUUCCGGAAGGCGUCGGCGGAAACCAUAAUGUUGUCAUUAAAGUUACAGGCUCACCUGCUCACGGUGUCAUCGCAUUCAGCUACCUACUCAUCAUCGUCUAUGCGUUGACUCUUGCCCCAGUAGCUUGGAUCUACGCGGCAGAAGUUUGGUCACUUGGAACACGUGCGACGGGAAUGUCGCUAGCUGCGGUAGCCAACUGGCUCUUUAACUUCGCCCUGGGGCUUUUCACACCACCCGCCUUCCUUAACAUCAAAUACAAGGUAUUCAUUAUCUUCGGAGUGCUUUGUGUGGGUGCUGCUAUCCAGGCCUGGUUUACUUACCCUGAGACUUGCGGCAAGACCAUUGAGGAAAUCGAACUUCUGUUCGCCAAGGGUGCGCCAGCUGCAUGGAAGACUAAGAAGGGUGGUUCCCGCCUUGAAGCCGAAAUCCAGGCCGUACUGAACCGUAAGGAGCGAGGCGAAGAUGUUCACGCGGAAGUCCACCCGGAACUCGAGAAGCCAGAAGUCAGCGAAGUAGCGAAGGAGACGGCGUAGGGUAUUGUUUAGCGGUUGCGGAAAUCUUUUUAUAGUCUUCGACAAAUACUAAUUGGCUAGGAAUAGUUCUAAGAUAUUCCCUCAUUUCGCAGUCAAGAUUGCAGGAAAUGGACAAAAUUCUAGCUUUAAUAUACCACACAAGACAGACACAUAUGAGCUGCAAUAUUGACCUUGCUACGUUCCCGGAUUUGUUGAAGAAUGUUUGCAUAGGAGUAACACAAGAUCAUCAUUUACUGGUAUACUGGUAUUCUUACAAUGUCUUACGUCAAAUGCACUCACAUGGAUCUAGACUGGACUACAUUAGGCUCAGGUACCAGUUUCAUACAGAUAGAGUUUAUCAAUCGUUGAAGUUUA
This is a messenger RNA of Hypoxylon trugodes, 2198 nucleotides long. RefSeq names its product general substrate transporter. NCBI's taxonomy places the organism in Eukaryota, Fungi, Ascomycota, Sordariomycetes, Xylariales, Hypoxylaceae. The transcript is spliced from 7 exons. Gene Ontology annotation, molecular function: carbohydrate:proton symporter activity. Bases 261 to 1844 code for a protein of 527 amino acids. Gene Ontology annotation, biological process: carbohydrate transport; transmembrane transport. Gene Ontology annotation, cellular component: membrane. The record is from RefSeq and is a predicted model, not a curated record.